This is a messenger RNA of Mugil cephalus (flathead mullet), 4224 nucleotides long. RefSeq names its product acyl-CoA oxidase 1, palmitoyl (gene acox1). The coding region runs from base 127 to 2112 and encodes 661 amino acids. Lineage: Eukaryota; Metazoa; Chordata; Actinopteri; Mugiliformes; Mugilidae. The record is from RefSeq and is a predicted model, not a curated record. Gene Ontology annotation, biological process: fatty acid beta-oxidation using acyl-CoA oxidase; lipid homeostasis; very long-chain fatty acid metabolic process. The transcript is spliced from 14 exons. Gene Ontology annotation, cellular component: peroxisome. Gene Ontology annotation, molecular function: FAD binding; fatty acid binding.
GGCUGCGCAGAGAGCUGAAAGUGUUUCAGGACAACUCGUCAGGUUACAGGACGUUAACUGGUGUUACGAUACAUAUUUGUUUAUAUUCUUCCACAGUAAUUGUUGUUACCAGUCUGGUAUAGAGCCAUGAAUCCCGAUAUUACCAAAGAGCGAGAAAACGCUACGUUUGACGUCGAAAAACUAACCAAUAUUUUGGACGGAGGCCCAGAGAAAACCAAAAGAAGACGAGAAAUUGAGUCACUGGUUUUCAGCGACCCAGACUUUCAGGAGGACGACCCAAACUUCCUGUCCCGCAGUGAGCGCUAUGACCAGGCUGUUAGAAAAAGUGCCCAAAUGAUCCUGAAGCUCAGAGAGUAUGGCAUUGCUGACCCAGAGGAGAUCUACUUCUAUAAGAAAUGUGUACACCCAGACAGGCCAGAGCCCUUGGAUCUCCAUCUGGGGAUGUUCCUGCCUACACUCCUCAACCAGGCCACCCCAGAACAAAUGGACCGUUUCUUCAUGCCCGCCUGGAACCUAGAGAUCAUCGGCACCUAUGCUCAGACUGAGAUGGGCCACGGUACACACCUCAGAGGACUGGAGACCACAGCCACAUAUGACCCAGCCACACAAGAGUUUGUCUUAAAUAGUCCCACAGUCAGCUCCAUCAAAUGGUGGCCUGGAGGACUUGGAAAGACCUCCAACUAUGCCAUAGUUUUAGCGCAGCUUUAUAGCCUCGGAAAUUGCCGUGGUCUGCACGCUUUCAUCGUACCCAUCCGCGACAUGAACACACAUGAACCCCUGCCAGGCAUUGUAGUUGGAGAUAUUGGCCCCAAGUUUGGCUUUAAUGAAGUUGACAAUGGCUUCCUGAAAUUAGAGAAUGUGCGAAUUCCACGGGAGAACAUGCUGAUGAAAUACGCAAAGGUGGACCCAGAUGGAACCUAUGUGAAGCCACCAAGUGCCAAGCUGACCUACGGGACCAUGGUGUUCAUCCGCUCCAUGAUUGUUGGCGAGUCAGCUCGGGCCUUAAUGAAGUCCUGCACCAUCGCCAUCCGCUACAGUGCUGUUCGUCACCAGUCUGAAAUCCGACCUGGAGAACCAGAACCUCAGAUUCUUGACUAUCAGACACAGCAGUACAAGCUGUUCCCUCUGCUGUCUAUGGCCUAUGCCUUCACAUUUGUUGGCCAGUAUAUGCAUCAGACCUACCACCGCAUCACAGCAGACAUCAACCAGGGGGACUUCAGUGAGCUGCCCGAGCUCCAUGCCCUGUCUGCGGGACUGAAAGCCUUCACCACGUGGGAGACCAACUCUGCCAUCGAAGUGUGUCGCAUGUCAUGCGGGGGCCACGGUUACUCUCGAAGCAGUGCCUUGCCAGACAUUUAUGUCGAGUUCACCCCAACCUGCACCUACGAGGGAGAGAACACAGUCAUGAUGCUGCAGACUGCAAGGUACUUGGUGAAGAGCUACCGGCAGGCUAAGGCAGGCCAGCAGCUGAGUGGCAUCGUGUCGUACCUGAAUGAAGCAGGAGAUCGGAGGUUGCAACCACAGCCUGUAGCUGCCAGACCAACAGUGGUUGAUAUUAAUGACCUGACCAGCUUGGUGGAGGUCUACAAACUCCGAGCGGCCAUCCUAGUAGAGCUGGCAGCAAAGAGCAUCCAGCAGGAGCUGCAGCGCAGGAAGAGCCAGGAGGACGCCUGGAACAACAGCUCUAUCGAUCUGGUCAGAGCCUCCGAUGCCCACUGUCACUAUGUUGUAGUGAAGCUCUUUACUGAUAAGCUGGGAGAGGUUGGUGACACAGCGAUACACUCAGUACUGUCAGACCUGGCUCUGCUCUACGCCCAGAAUGGCAUCACAAAGAACUCUGGAGACUUCCUACAGGCUGGACUUCUGAGCGUGCCUCAGGUGCUGCAGAUUUCUGUUCGCAUCAAGGAGCUGCUGUCUAAGCUGAGGCGAAACGCCGUGGCACUAGUUGAUGCCUUUGAUGUCCACGACAAGAAGCUGAAUUCAGUCCUGGGACGAUAUGAUGGGAACGUAUACGAACACAUGUUUGAGUGGGCUCGCCGCUCUCCUCUCAACAACACACAGGUGCACGAAUCCUUCCACAAGUACCUGAAGCCUCUGCGGUCCAAACUGUGAGCUGACCCUUGAACCUCAACUCCUGGCUAUGACCCCACAACUCCUCAUGGUGCACAUAGGCACAGUCUUAACUGUACUAACCAUCAUGUCAACCAUAUGAUGGCUUUCACUAAACAUACCAGUACGCUGGUCUUAUUGUCUUUUCUGUUUUUCACCUUUGGUGAAACUGAAUACAAUCAGCCUCUCAAAGGAGAUUAUAGUGGAUGAAAAGAAAAGUCAGGGGUGGGGCAGAAAAUGCUAUUGGAAAUUGGAAUAAACAAAAGAAAUGGAAAAAGUGGACUGGGUAAAUAAAGAUGGUAUUUGGAGCCCUAAAACUUAGCUUUAAAAAUACUGAAAUCAAUCAUGUAUUUACAGUUUUAAAUUCCCACAAUCUCUGAACAGAACUUCUGUAAUAAAUCUUCAUGUUUCAUCAUCUUCACUUUCUGCUGCAUGCCUGGAGCCUCUCUGAGCCAGUCCAGAUGGGAAUGCAAGAACAGAAUGUGAUUAUGAAUGUUACGUAACAUAGAUAACAAACCAACUGCAAAAUCAUUUCAUUUUAGUUGUUUCCCCUGACUGCAAGGACCAACAUGCUAUUUCAGUACACAGGGCUUUCAGUUACAAUUUCUUAUUGAAGAGGAAUUGAUUCAUCAAGACAUUUAUCAGUGGCUAACAGCUCCAUAUGUCUAACUCAUGAAUAAGAAUGUAAACAAAAUGAAUGUUUUCAUUGAUACAUUGAUUCCUAUGAAAUACUGUUCUCUUGGUAGAUAACACAUCUACGUAUACACUGGGUUCAGUAAGAAUUACUGCACUUUAAAGUUCAAACUGAAGUUGAGGAUUCACUGAAAUUGUGUGCUUUUAUUUCCCAGAUACUCCUCUAGACUAGAAAGGUGGCUGUUUUCUGUUGGUUGAUUCCCCCUUCACUGAGAACACUAGCUGUGGUCAGCUCAUCUCCCACAAGAUGAAACAAAUACUUAAAUCUUUUAGUUGCAAUGUUCUUAUGUCCAACAUCUGUCACAUCUGCUGUGUUCAGUAAACAACAUCGUCAUACUUAACUAUCCAUUUUUACAGACUAGUGUGUUGGUCAUGCCAAUAGUCCACUCACCUUCUCUAUUUAUUAAAGAGUACUGUUGACAGGCUCAUCAGGAGACACUGGAAUGAUUUAGGCCUCAAUAAUACAAAUUCAGCACUUAAUGCUUUAAAAUUCACUCACUGAUUUCUCACAAUAUAUAAUGAUGCGUGUUUGCAUCAUUGGAAUGAAUGAUUAUGCUGUCAGUCUGCUUCAGGUAAUGAUGGAAGAUGUUAAGUGUUAAAAGCCCCUUUGAGGACCAGCAGUAUGAAUUUCUGGCACUUAUUGAGCAUUGAAGUAUGUGGAUUAGUCUUCUCCCUCCCUAUUGAGUUGAGUUGAUAUAUUAACAACAAGGGUUGCACCCCAGUCAACCUCUUUAGGGAUUCUUUUAUUUUUUUUUUUAAUCAAGUGCAUUUUAGACUACAAACUUGUAAUAAAUCACUGUUACUGUGCUCUAAUGUUCCAAUUCUUCUAACCCUCAUACUAAUGUAAGAUAGAGAUGGGUGCAGACUGCACACCUAUUUUUCAGAUAAUUACAGCUCUGUUUUUAUUAUUACCGUUUCAUAAAAACAUGGUUAGAAAAAUCUGUUGUUAUUGACUGAGCACAGAGAAACGUCUUCUUAGAAUUUUAUUCUUUUUUUUUCUCCGUUAGCAAUCAAACCUCUAAGUGCUACAACCUGAGGCUGAAUAAAGUAGUAGAGAACUACUCAUUUUGAGGGAUUUUGUGACUGUAUUGACACUAUAGUUCAAAAAGAGAGCUUUAAUCUAAAGCCUCUCUCUCUAAACUGUAAAGAUGAUUUGUGUGAUAUUUAUGUGCCUGAGGGACUUUUAACCGAAGAAAGGUCACAAAGUUCCUGUCUUUCAAAUCGUCUAUUUUCACAAACCUUUAAUCAUUUCAUUUAUGCUAGAAGGUUACAGUAACCUAUUUGUAAUGACCGAGCUAUUUGUUAAGUAUUAUUGUGCGAUUAUAUGUUGACAUGUUUUAUUGAUUUGACAACAGGAUUUUAAUUGUUGGUAAAUAAUGUCACCUUAAAUAUAUUAAUUAAUAAAAGAAAAAUAGUAAUCAA